Molecule: messenger RNA, 1560 nt
Organism: Diaporthe batatas
Lineage: Eukaryota; Fungi; Ascomycota; Sordariomycetes; Diaporthales; Diaporthaceae
Exons: 1
Coding region: 141-1412 (423 amino acids)
Molecular function (GO): O-methyltransferase activity
Source: RefSeq, a predicted model, not a curated record
GCUCUUUGGACCCUUAAGGAUUGACGCAUCGCUCUUCUGCAGUUGCUUCGACAUUCUCCAGUAGCCUCGAACUAUCACCCCAAUACUGUCACCACUGCAUUCCCGAGUGUAUUGGCGGCCUUCCUUCAUUCUGGGAAAAGAUGGGGUCCAACACAGUCACAUUGAAUUCCAUUCCACACCUUGUCGAGGAGCUCACUCUUCUUGCGUCCAAGAUCACCAACAAAUCUCUAGCCGGAUCCGUCAGCCGAGAGGAUCGUAAUAGAUUCGUGGCACUGACUGAGAAACUUGGUAUCGCUGCUCGUGACCCAGAAGAGAAUGUGUAUUAUGCUGCCUGCCGAACUGCACAGAAUUCCGCAAUUCGAUGCGCAAUCGGUCUCGGCAUUUUCACCAUUAUUGGUGAAAAUGGUGCCACCACGGAAGAGAUCUCUUCUGCUUGUGGGGCAGACAAUCUCCUCAUCGAGCGAUUGAUGCGGGCGCUGGUCUCGUGCAACACUUUUGAACAGAUCAUGGGGUCCUCGAGCGAUGGUGAUAACGAUGCUGACGACAAGACAAUGGUCCAAACUUGUCGUUUUGCUCAUAACGACCUAUCCCGCUGCUUCCUCAAGGAAUCCAACCGGGACAUGUUUCAACAAAUGUACGAAUUCGUCGGAAGAGGCGUUUACUCCAUGGCCGACUACCUCGAAAAGACGGGUUGGAAGAGCCCCGAGGGUUACCAAGACUCGGCUAUCAGCUUCGCGCUUGGACUGACAAAGGAGACCGGGGGAUUCUGGGAGUACCUGGCGGCUUCACCAGAUCGACAGCGUCUUUUCAAUAGUGGGAUGCAGAGCCGACCGUCUGUGAAUCUCGUUGCGGGUCUGUAUCCGUUCGACACCGAGCUGAACCAGCCUCCUCUCCAGGAAGACGAGGUAGCUGUCGUCGACGUCGGUGGUGGACGCGGGCACGCAUUGCUGGAAAUCGCGGAGACCUUUCCCGGCUUAGGUGGCAGACUAGUCCUUCAAGACCAAGAGUCUGUCAUCAAGGAGGCGGGGGUGAAUGAUCUCCUGAACAAGAAGAUCGAAGCCCAGGCCGCCUCCUUCUUCGAGCCGAACCCAGUCAUCGGGGCGCGUGCGUACUAUUUCCGCCGCAUCUUCCACGAUUGGUCUGACCCUAUCGCCAUUCAAAUCCUUCACAACACGGUCAUGGCUAUGGGUCUGCGGAGCCGUAUCCUGAUUGCAGACAUCGAGGUGCCGACGAGCGGCGUCCCUUGGUCUAUGGCGCUGCAGGACUGGAACAUGAUGGCGCUUGGGGGUAUCGAGAGGACACAGUCCCAGUGGAAAGCUCUCCUGCGUAAGUCAGGACUAGUGCUUGUUAAGGUGUGGCGGCUCAAAGGGAGCAACCACGUCAUCAUCGAGGGGCGACGACCGUUGGAGUAGUCAUAGGUAGGGUAAAACAGAACGCGAAUUGUGAAGUGAAUAUGUGGUUAUGGAUUUGGUAUGUGAUUGUUAUUGUCUCUGAAUGCAUAUAAGUUGUCAAAGGCCUGUUCUUUACUCUUAGCCAAAAUACUGGGUCUACCAUCUUUAA